Messenger RNA from Cyclopterus lumpus (lumpfish), 9253 nucleotides. It is a transcript of the gene tet1, whose product is annotated as tet methylcytosine dioxygenase 1. The transcript is spliced from 12 exons. Gene Ontology annotation, molecular function: DNA 5-methylcytosine dioxygenase activity; DNA binding; zinc ion binding. Lineage: Eukaryota; Metazoa; Chordata; Actinopteri; Perciformes; Cyclopteridae. The record is from RefSeq and is a predicted model, not a curated record. Gene Ontology annotation, biological process: positive regulation of transcription by RNA polymerase II; oxidative demethylation. Gene Ontology annotation, cellular component: nucleus. Bases 502 to 7029 code for a protein of 2175 amino acids.
CAGUGCCGACGACGCGUUUUUUUUGGCAGAGGAGACCGUGGGCUGCGUCGGGUGGAGGGAGAGUGAGCGGGGCUGCCCUGGAUGGAUGGACUGACAUUAGAGGGAUUUACGUUUUAACGGGUGUCGAAGACGACGCGGCGCACGUUGGAAAAAACAAUCGUUCCGCUCGACGUAUGUUCACGUCGGUGCUUUUAUCAUGUGCGCGUGUCUUCGUCGAGAGGGGAUUGAACUUGCCAGCAGUCCAUAUUUGCCGAGGAGGGAAACCAAUGCAAGGUCUCGCUGUCUCGCUGGAGCGGAGUAUUAUUAGCAGUUCAGACAGUGCAACUGUCGCUUUCUGGUCAUGCACUGCAAAUACACGAUAAUGACAGCAUCAUAAAUUCUAGUUCAAGAAUAAAACAAAGAAGAGGAAAACUAUUUAAAAAAAUUGCACCGAGUGAAAGAUAAACAUUCACCUGGCUCACAUGCCGGCUGCAAGAAAUCCUCCUCUCCACACCCUGAGCCAUGCCUGCUACUACCAAACGCACCAGGAGACAGACACCUGCUCAGAGGAAAAAUAGCCAGAAGGUGAUCAGCACCAAGAGGCAAACCUGUAACUCCAACAAACCCAGGGGAAGAGCCACAGAGAGGCCCCAGAAAACACCGGCAGAACCCAAAAAGUCAACAGCCAGGGUCCAGGCACCGUCAGCCCGAAGUCCCCGUGGAAGAGGGGUGAGUGGACCCGCUAGUCAGGGCCCUGGGAGAUCCGCUGGCAGAGUUAACCAGACUGUAAAUGUAACAGGAUCGGCAAGACUUAGACGGCUGAGCAAUCUGCCUGACCACUGUGGCCAGUUACAAGACCCCCUAGGGCGAAGGAAGUCCCUGCGUGGCACACAGGUGUCUGUUAGUCCCUGCCAGCCUCCUAAACCUUGCAGAGGGGGGAAAAACAAGAAGGUGGUCGCAGGGAGACAAGCAGCAUCACAGCAAGGAAACACAAGAAACAAGCCCCCAAGCACCAGCGUCAAUGAUUCAACUCUUGAUGAGGAAAAUGAGAAUCUGGACACAUGUGAUGAGGAGGAAAUACUCCCAGUCUCUCUAAAAACUGAUUUUGAAGUUCCUUUGAGAAUCAAAGAUCAGGCUUUAGUGGUCAGCAAUGCUAAAGAUGGAAGCCCUCUUAAAGCAGAUUCGCCACCAUGUAACGACAUGCAGGAAGACUGCGUGCAGGGCAGCUGUGACAGUGCUAUAACCCAGCAAGACAAAAACACUGUCAGUCAUAACAGUGAAGGUGACCUGAGGUGUGUGAUUGGGGUGUGUGAUGGUGUUGAUGGACAGCUAGAACUCUGCAGUGACAGCAGUAAAGAUAGUCCCUCUGUGCUAACGAGUAUUGGCUCACCAGGGGUGCAGGGCGGAUGUGAAGAAAAUGACACUUCAUCUAUCCUUGGGAAUAAGCUAGAUCAUCUUGCCAGUGAUGGUAAGCAAGAUGAUGUGUGUACUGUCCAUCAAGAGGAAGAUAACACGUUGGAGCGAAAAGAAAAUAGGACGGAUAAAAGAGUGAUCUUUGUCACUGAGAGAAAAGAAAAGAAAAAUCAUGAGAGAGAAGAGAGACAAAAGGAGACUGUGGAGGAGAUGGAGGAGAUUGCUGAGAAACUGGGUAAUUGUAAGAAAGGGGAAAACAAAAAGGAGCCUGAUGUCUCUAUCAAUCCUGCUGACUCCCGACCCAGCACGCCAGCCUCUCAACCCCCAGAUCCACCUUACUCUAACAACGGACUCACAGCUCAGUCAGAAUCACCUGCAUGUGGGCACACAGCUACCUCAAAUCCCACCAAAGCCCCCUCCACCUUAGAGGCACUUGAGCCAGAGUUUCUGAGCCGGGGUAAGACAGACAUGCAACCAACCGUUUAUGGUGCUAAACCUCAAUUCACAGGGUCCUCAGUUGUCGCUGAAACCGCCCUGAUGGUACGGACUGUUCUUGUUAAAAGAAAUACGCCGGUUAUUAUCCAUAGUGACUCCUUCAAACCCAUGUGCUUGAAGGAUUCGAGCCACGGGGGACUACACCAACUGCAACGCCUAACGAUCCCUUCUCCUCUGGGAGAGAAACAAGCUUGUACACCAGCAGAGACGCAGACCAAAGAUAGUGAAUCCAAUCGAGAGCCAUUGGAGCUCCACAGCCAGAAAGACACAACAUCGUCGUCAUUGUCACUCGUUCCUCACUUGAGCACAGAUGCCCGUACAGCUGAGUGUCAACCAAACCUCAGCAAGGACAGCAUCGUGCUUGCCGAGCCGGACGCAGUGCCAAAGAUCGUGACUUCUCCUCUGGACAGUAGCUUCACCUUCUCUUGCAGCUCAGAAAGCACUCAAUCCUCUUUUUCUUUUGACACUGAAUCAGAGACAGGGUACGGGGAGUCCAGUCCCUCUGUUUUACCUGGAUCCUUUGGGCCAGAAGGGGCCUGCUUGCUUUCCUGGAGCGCUCCGAAACCCCAGAAGAAGGAGAAGAAGAAGCGGAGCAGGUGUGGAACAUGUGAGCCGUGCCGGAGGAGCAUCAGCUGUGGACAGUGCAGUUGCUGCCUCAACCGCAGCACUGGCCACCAGAUCUGUAAGCUGAGGAAGUGCGUGGAACUGAGGAGGAGAAGAACUUCAUCUCUGCUCACUCUCUCUGCUGCUCAGGUGGUUCCCGAAAGUGGGUCGGUAAAUGGCAACGCCAAAGCACAGAUGGAUGACACCCAUGCGGCAGCGGAGGAAGAUGAGGGGGAGGAAGGCCACAUACCUCAUACACAAGCUCCCACGAUUACCCACUCGCUCACCCACGACCUGUCCUUGGACCAAGGCGGACGGCCGGCACUUGUUAAAAGAGAGCCCGGGCUGGAGCUGACCAGCAUUGCACUUCACCAACACGUAUGCUCUUCUGUGACUUUUACGAAUGGUUCUGCUGAGAACCUGACAAAACCUAACGGUGCUAAUAUGACCACUGGGUCACCUUCUGAUCUGAAGUCUGCGUAUAAAAGGACAACAAUUGCAUCAGAGCCUCAAAAGUGUAUAAUCGCUGCAAUCCCUAAAGACUGCCCUGAGAAUGGACCCGAGACUCCUCCAGACGACAUGUCAGUUCCACUGAAGAAAAUCAAACUGGAGGAGCCGUGGAUGUGGAUCACUGAACAGGUCACCACACAACUGAGUGAUGAAGACGAGGUCUGCGAAGACCCGUUGUCCACGCUGGCGGCCGUGGUGUGCCUCUCUGUCACAGAGAGGAGGGGACUGGAGGAGAAACUUUUCAGCUCACGUCCUUCCAUUCUAAGCUCCAUCAAAUCAGAGCCACCAGAUUUGUACGUUGUCAAAAAAGAGCCAGAGGACUUAAAGAAUUACUUGUGCCAGAAAAGCACUCCUGUUAGCCUGCAAAAGACUUCCCAGCCUAUCAAAAAGGAACCUCCUUCAAGUGUUUUGCAACCAAGUGUGCAGUCCUUGGCAGAGAGAAGAAAUCUUAGUUUUGAUCAGGCUAUUGCUAUUGAGGCCUUGACUCAACUGGCAGCUAUACCUCAAAGCACCCCAGGGUGCAUAAAAGUGGAAAGUAAGUGUGAACAUCCCAUUUCUACUGAUGCCCCAACUUCCAAUACAAAUACAAGCCUACAAGAAGCUAAACCCACAGCAGCCUUCCGCUACAACAAAGUCUCAGUCAUCAGCUCACCACUGCACCAGAUGUCAGUUAUACGCCCUCCUGUGGCCAGACAAGGGAAUGUCAUCCAGCACUCCCAGGGGUCAAGCUCUAACACAAAGCUGUCUCUGCAGGACCUCCUGGAAGCCAGCUCAAACAGUGAUAAAGCAGCCUGCAGGAGGACAGAGCCGGGCUUAAGUUCUCAUGUCAUCAAGUCGGAAUGCAGCUAUAAAUAUCCCAGUGACAUGAAGUUCAGUAAAGAUCAUGAGCGCUUCUUUGGGGAGGACAGAGACAGGGUUGUUGGUAAAGCGAGGAGAAACCGAGAGGAGGAGGAGGAGGAGGUGGCAGCUCAGCUGGCAGACCUGGCCUUCAUCAUCCAGUCUCGACACAGCCAGCAGUCAGAGAACAACCCUCCAAAAGGAACGCCUGUGUCGGCCAUCAAAUACAACUACAACUCCCAGCCACCCCCCAGUCAGAAAAAGCCCCUCGCGAAAAAAACCAAGACUACGCCCUCCAAGCCCAGGAAGAAGAAAAGUGAUGGACCUAAUGAGGGAAUCAACUCUAGAACUCCCCUCUCAAAACGCAUGCCAAAUGGGGAGACGGCCCUCAGGGGCAGAGGCCAGAAGAUUCAACCACAGGGGAAAUCAGCUCUUCACCACAAGAGGAACCUGUUUCUGCCUCAAGCCCAAAUUGACCUGAAGAGAUACUUGGCUGAGGCUCAGGAGGAAAGGAGACAACUCAUCCAUCACAGUGCAGCCCUCUUAGGACCGCAGACUCACAACUACAACAGGAUCAACCACACUCUUGGUCAAGAACAUCCAUGGACCCUUUCAAAUGGUCCACUCCACCAACACAAUCCAUGCAAUGGUCAUGCUUCAGGACCGGGGCAGGAGUGUGAAAGGCAUUUGUUAACUCAGGUAGCACAGCCCUAUGGUGGGCUGCAGCACAGUGCUGAUCCUAACACCAGCCCAGCUAAUACCGCUUUCCUCAGCCACACCACCGGUCACCACAGCCUGGCUAAUGGCUUCUCAGGGGCUCAUCAGUCCCCUCCUCCAAGCCAGCAGGGCUACUACAAGCUGGAGAGGGCAGGACCUGUCACUGUCCUGUCCACAGCUACUGAUGGGGAUGUGGGCCACUCUGCAGAAUCAACUCCAUCCAAGAACAGCGUCAACAGCUUUCUGGAGUCUCCGAUGAGUUUUCUGGAUACCCCGACCAAGAACUUGCUCAACACGCCUUCCAAAAAACUGGCUGAUCUUCCAUGCUGCGAAUGUGUGGAACAGAUCAUUGAAAAGGAAGAAGGGCCUUACUACACCCACCUUGGGGCAGGACCUAGUGUUCCUGCAGUGAGGGAACUGAUGGAGAACAGAUAUGGUGCCAAAGGAAAUGCUGUAAGGGUAGAAGUUGUUGUUUACACUGGUAAAGAAGGAAAGAGCUCCCAGGGGUGUCCGAUAGCUAAAUGGGUGAUCCGGCGUGGCAGUGAACAGGAGAAGCUGCUGUGUUUGGUCCGCCGGAGGCCAGGGCACUACUGUGAGACUGCCGUGUUGGUGAUCCUCAUUCUGGCCUGGGAGGGAAUCCCUCGACCAGUGGCAGACAAUCUGUACCAGGAGCUCACACAGACCCUCUUUAAACACGGCUCCCCCACCAGCCGUCGCUGUUCGCUCAAUGAAGAUCGUACGUGUGCCUGCCAGGGUUUGGACCAAGACACCUGCGGGGCUUCAUUUUCUUUUGGAUGCUCCUGGAGUAUGUACUUCAAUGGCUGUAAGUUUGCCCGCAGCAAAGUGCCCCGCAAGUUCCGCCUGCAUGGAGACUACCGGGAGGAGGAGGAGAAGAUAGAGAGCAACCUUCAUAAUCUUGCCACUGAUCUCGCACCACUCUACAAAAGACUGGCUCCUGAGGCCUUCCAGAACCAGGUGGAAAAUGAGGCGGCAGGGACUGACUGCCGGCUGGGUGUGAGGGAGGGACGUCCUUUUUCUGGGGUUACAGCCUGUGUGGAUUUCUGUGCCCACGCUCACAAGGACACUCACAACAUGAAUAACGGCAGCACUGUGGUUUGCACUUUAACCAAGGAAGAUAACCGAGCAGUGCGUAACAUACCAGAAGAUGAGCAGCUGCAUGUUCUGCCACUUUACAGGAUGUCUGAGAGGGAUGAGUUUGGUCAGGUUGAGACCCAGUGGGCCAAAAUCCGAAGUGGUUCUUUGCAAGUUCUUUCUGCCUUUCCGCGGGAGGUGCGUCUACUGGCUGAGCCAGUGAAAUCAGCCCGGAAGAUAAGGCAAGAAGCUCGUCUGAAGUCUCAAGCAGACAAACUGGAGAAGAAGCUCGGACUGACUCCUGUGAAAGUGAAAAGCGAAACCCCCAAGAAAGAGCCACAGGGCUUCUACAGCUCGUACAGACUUCCACCCAGACCUGCCAGCGUUGGACGGUACCCACUGGAGGGAAAUCAACCCAGCACUUACAACCGGAGCACCAGCAGUUACACCACUCAGGGUGCAGAGGUCACCCCACAGAAGGAGGGCAUCUCCCCCAACCACCACGGUCUGCCUGGCCUCCAGUUUGGACAGAAUGGCUCAGCUCUUAAUUAUAAGACAAUGAGUGACGGCUUGAAUGGUUAUUCUACAACAUCUGGUGACCAGAGUGUUCGUAUACCUCCACAUAACUUUCCAUACCCCCAUACCUUUAAAACUGAGCCAAAUGAGGUCCACUGCUCUCCUCUGCUCAGACCCUCCCCCAGCGGGAGUGCUCCUCCUCGCUCCUCCUUCUCCCCCAGACCUACCUCUGAGGGCCUCUUCAGCAGGCUCAACGGACUCCACAGGCCUGCAGAAGAUGUCUCGGUAGAGGUCAGGGGUCAUGGCCUUCCUUCGCUCUCAUCUCUCCCCCUUCCCCCACAAACUCCCCCACUUGAACCAGAGGAAGUUAAGCAGGAAGAGGUGUGGUCGGACAGCGAGCACAACUUCCUUGACCGUAAUAUAGGCGGAGUCGCUGUGGCCCCGUCACACGGCUCCAUCCUGAUAGAGUGUGCACGGCGGGAGCUCCAUGCUACCACUCCUAUCCUCAGGCCAAACCGCAGCCACCCCACCCGCAUCUCCCUGGUCUUCUACCAGCACAAGUCUCUAAAUGAACCAGGCCACGGGAUGGCAAUGUGGGAUGCCAAGAUGGCCAAGCGGGAACGGGAACGGGAGGAUGAGGCUGAGAGAUUAAGGAGGGAGGACUGCCUGAGCCAAUGUGUGGGGAUGAAUGGCAAAGGAGCUGGGUGUGGGGAGCUACAGGGAGAACCAGGGGAGGAGGUGGAGGAGACAAGGAGGAUCAUGAACGUCCCCACACGUCAAGCAUGGACUCUCCCGAGAGAUGGCGUCGUCACGGUGUCGCCUUAUGCUCUUACCCAGGUGACGGGCCCCUACAAUCGCUGGACUUAGUCAACAUGUUUUAAACACACACACACACAUUAAACUCCUACACCCUGUGCUUCUGCCUUACCUCAAUCAAAUUCAAACUGCUACUCUCAUUUUUACAUUGUUUUCAUUGUGCUUUUCUAGUACCUGUUUGUGUACUUUGCCCUUCUUCAUCUCUACCUAGUGAUGAGGAAGACCAAAGUUUGUUGGCUUUUUAACUGUGAGUUUCUGUGUUUUUAUUGUAAAGAGAUGGUGCUUUGAAGCAUUUUUUAAAAUGUUUUUAAUCUGGUUUUAUAUACACGAUUAAGAACAAAAAGGUAAUUAUUUAUUCUGAUCAUAACGAUUUCUAUUUAAUUCCUGGUGUAAGCCUGUUUACUGCAAGAUUUCUAUGAUAACCUGCAUCAUGUGUUGACACUCAGAAUUAUGUUGUACAGUAGGACUGUGCUCUUUAUUUCAGCCGAUAGUUUGCUUUUCAUAAGAUGAAUCUCAUUGGCUUUUAUGUUGGUGCCAUUCUCACUGCAACCUCUCUGUUAAACAUCAUUACAUCACAUAAUGUAGAAAGCAAGACUAAUAUUGUGCAUAUAUUUACUACAGAUUGUCACAUGUAGCAUUGUCCUUUUUCUUCUCCGGCCUCCGACUUCUGUUGGCAGCAGAUGAAAGAAACACACUUCCUUGUUUUGUUUUUUUCUUUACAUUUCUCUAUGUCUUGAUGGUUUAUCUUUUAUCCACAGAUACAGUAUGUAUGGCAUAUUACAGUCAGAAGCACUUUUUUAUUUUCCUAAACUUAACUUGAAAUAGGUCCCAAUCCGUAGGCCUGAUCAUGUAUGUACAGAUAGAGAUAUACAGUAUAUGACCUUUUAGCAUGAACUCAUUUACAUUUUUACAGUAUUUCUGCAUUAAUUUGAUUGAAAAUGGCAUACAUAUCUAAUGAAAUUCAAAAUGUUACAUAAUGAGGAAUUGUGACAUGUUACAACAAUGAAGUGCUUAUUUUUGGCACUUAACUUAUGUUCACCUUCCGGAAAAAGAAUUCAAAAAUUCUUUCAUAGGGCACAAGUGUGAUUAUGGGAUUUUAAAAAAUACUGAUGGUGCUAAUAAAUCCUCCGUCUUUCACAGAAAUCACAAGGUGUCAGAUGUGUCAACAGAAUAUUACCAGUUUUUAGGUCCACACUCUGGAUUUGAACAAAACUGUGUCAGCAGCCGAUGCUGAAUAACCAAACUACUUCCUCUUUAUCCUCCUCUCUGCUUUUGUUGGUAAACCACUCAAAGAUCAAAUCCCACUCAGACAAUUGCCUAAGAUUAUUUUGGGUGCUCGACCCUAGUGAAGACUUUGUUUACAUGUUAUAGCUUUUUAUUUACAGGGUCUAAAUAAGGAAGUUGGUGUCAACUCCUGGUGAGUCAGGAUCUUUAUUGUGUAUUACCCAUGAAAGAGAGGCUUUAUUUCAAGAACUCAUCAAUGAAAUUUCAGCACAACCGACAUCACUGAUAUUCACACUAACACUGGUGGUAUAGUUUUUUUUCAUAUUCUUUGACUUCCUUUUGGUGCUAAUAGGACUAGAUAUCAAGAUACAUGCAUUGACUUGACCAGGUUAUAUACUGUACAGUGAUGGCAUGGUGCUUUUAUAAAACUCAGCACGCACUGAUCUGGUAUAUGCUUCACUGCAAUGGUAGUUUUAUAAUUUCUCUGGAUGUUUACUGGCUGACAGACUGAGAUGCUUUGGUAUCUCAAACCAUUGAUCAUGGUGUUUUUCAAGGACCAGUAAAAAGCAAAUUAUUGUUUAGAGUAAAAAGAAAUGUCUUCCAUGGAUAACCAAACUGUGUAACAAUUAUCAAAACACAUCAUGCUCACAAAAUGAAAUGAAUGUAAACCGUUUUUAAAUCACUUGAUUUAUAAAGAACAUUUUUGAACACAUGAAAAUGUAAAAAUGUGGGGGACGUACUCAGUCCACAAUGAAAGUAUUUGUAUCAAUGAGGAACUAAGAACUAGCACCAGCAUUCAAAAAUCUGAAAAAAAAACUUUUAUUAGUAGAAAAUGUGUAAAUAUGUAUGUGAACCAUAUUGUUUUUACUGUACUGUUAAUGGUGUUUAGAUAAUGGAUGAUCUUGCUUAUUUUGAAACUGAAUUACUGUAUGUUGCUCAAAGUAUAUCCAGUUUAGACUUGAGAAGAGACUAAAUUUAGCAUUACUUAUGUUGAUGGCUAAUCUCUUUUUGGGAUUGUGAAAUAAAGUCAUAUUUAUAUUUUGGACCUGAA